Molecule: messenger RNA, 501 nt
Organism: Bipolaris maydis ATCC 48331
Lineage: Eukaryota; Fungi; Ascomycota; Dothideomycetes; Pleosporales; Pleosporaceae
Product: TAF19, transcription initiation factor TFIID, subunit TAF13
Biological process (GO): transcription by RNA polymerase II; RNA polymerase II preinitiation complex assembly
Cellular component (GO): transcription factor TFIID complex
Molecular function (GO): protein heterodimerization activity
Source: RefSeq, a predicted model, not a curated record
AUGACGGAACCGCGUAUGCGCCUGCGCCAAAAAGGCCAGCAAUUCCCCACGCAAGACUUAGAAGCCUUCCUCCUUGCUUUCGGCGACAACGACUACCCGCUCCCCGAAACGGUGCGCGUCCUCGACGAAAUCAUAACCGACUACAUCAUCGAAACAUGCCACGAAGCCGCGUCGGUGGCGCACCACGCGCGGCGCGCGAAAAUCAAACUCGACGACUUCAAGUUCAUGCUGCGCAGGGACACGGGCAAGCUGGGCAGGGUGAGCGAGAUGCUCGAGACAGACAAGGAGUUGAAGCGCAAGCGCAAGGCGUUCGAUACGGAUGAGGGCGCCGUCCUAGCGGAUAGGGAGAGGGUGGGCGGCGGCGGCGGCGGCGCCGAGAGGGCGGAGGGGGCGAAAGAGGGGGCGGAGGAUAAGGGGAGGAAGGAGGAGGAGGAGAGGAGGAGGAAGAAGAAGAAGAAGAGAAGAGAGGAGGAGGAGGGGGGUGUGGGGAAGAGUGUGUGA